AUGGAUACUGACGGGAUAGGGCAAGAAGCUGUCAAUCACUUUAGUCGCCUGUUUUCAGUCGAUCCGGUAUCUGAGUUCCAGCUUCUUCAUGUGAUCCCUAAUCUGAGUGCUGAUAUUGAUAAUGUGGGUUUGGAGGCGGCUCCCUCCAUAGAGGAGGUCAAGAAGGUGAUUUUCGAGAUGGAUGGAGACAGUGCCGUAGAGCUCCCACGUUUUAUUACGGCGACGUCCAUUGUGCUUCUUCCCAAGGUCCUGAACCCGAAGGAUUUCUCUCAAUUCCGUCCUAUCAGUAUAUGGGCAGGAGGUGCAGGGGGGAAUUUGGCUCUUAAGUUGGAUAUGGUUAAGGCGUAUGAUAGGGUCUCUUGGCGAUUCCUUAUCGCAGUCUUGCGCCGAUUUGGGUUUGGAGAGGGAUUCAUUGACAUGGUGUGGAAGCUAAUUUCCAAUGUCUGGUUCUCUGAGGUGCUCUCCCGAGGCUUAGAGUCGCUUGUAUUUCAGUCGGAAUUUGUGGGCUACAAGGUCCCGCGGCAUUGCCUGUCUGUUACUCACUUGGCCUUUGCAGAUGAUGUUAUAAUUUUUGCCAAUGGAGGGGCGGCGUCCUUAAAGAGAAUCAUGCAGAUCCUGGCAUGGUACCAAAACGACUCUGGCCAAUUAGUUAAUGUGCAAAAGAGUGGCUACCUAGUCCAUCCUCUGACAACAGUGGCUCGAAAGGGUGUGAUUGAGAGGAUAACAAAGUUUCGGAAACAUGAUUUCCCGGUUCGUUAUCUGGGUGGCCCGGUGUUUGUUGGUAGAGCCAAGGAGGCUUAUUUCUCUGACUUGUGUAAUAAGAUCCUGGAUAAGGUGCUUUCUUGGAAAUCACGGCUUCUGUCGUAUGGAGGGAAAAUUGUCUUGAUUAAACUUGUCCUGUCCAGCAUCCCGACUCAUUUGUUGGCGAUGAGUGUCAUGCCAAAACGUAUCUUUCGGCACCUGUGUGAUGGUCGAUGCAACUUCUGGUAUGAUAAUUGGAUUGGGCAUGGGGCCCUCUACCUUAGAGUGGAGGUUAGGGGGGAUGUGUCGUUUUCCAACGUGCUGGCGGAUGGGGACUGGGUCACGUGGAGGUUGGCAGAAAUUUUGCCAAUCGACAUGGUCCAGCAGGUGCUGGCGGUGGCGGGACCGUGUGGAAAUUCCCCUGAUUGGAUGAUUUGGACUGCGACGAGUUCGGGUAAGUUCUCGUUGUCCUCCGCCUAUAACGAGAUCCGUGAGACGAAGCCGCCUUCUCUCUUAUUCCGGCAGGCAUGGCAUGCACAAUUGCCCUUAAAGGUGUCAUUCUUUAUGCUCCGCUUAUUGCGUAAUCGCCUGCCGCUGGAUGACGUCCUGGUGACGCGCUGGUUUCAGCUUGCUUCGAAGUGCUCUUGCUGUUGGUUAUCGAAUGUUAAGUCCCUUCGUCAUUUGUUGUUGGAGGGCGAUCUAGCGGUUGCGGUGUGGAGGUUUUUUGGGCCGACGUGUGGGUUGGCUCCGAUUGCUGGACAUGUCCGUGGUUGGAUGGGUAGUUAG
Molecule: messenger RNA, 1527 nt
Organism: Coffea arabica (coffee)
Lineage: Eukaryota; Viridiplantae; Streptophyta; Magnoliopsida; Gentianales; Rubiaceae
Source: RefSeq, a predicted model, not a curated record